Zonotrichia albicollis (white-throated sparrow) is the source of this 1780-nucleotide messenger RNA. The record is from RefSeq and is a predicted model, not a curated record. NCBI's taxonomy places the organism in Eukaryota, Metazoa, Chordata, Aves, Passeriformes, Passerellidae.
GCCGCGCAGAAUGAUGCCAUCUCACAGCGGCAUCGGCGGCUCCCGCACAACAGCCCUCCUCCCGCCCCUCCCGGCACCGCUCCCGCUGCCGCUCCCGCUGCUCCCGCCCGGCGCCCCCGACGGCCGGGCCAGCCUCGUGCGCGCUACCGGGGCACGGGCAGCAGGAACUUGUGGAGCUGGAGCCGGAGCCGCUGGAGCCGCCCCGGCGGGAGGGCCCAGUCGGGACCGAGCAGUGCGCAGCGGCGGUGGGAGGGAAGAGGCGAGCCUGAACCGAGGCUCUUCAAAGGGGACAGGGCUUAUUCCUAGCGCCUGCCCCGGGCUGAACCAAGUCGGGCGCCGCGGCGGGGAGAAGAGCCGAGAGCACGGAAUCGACCUCGGGAGAGGCGGGGCCGGGCUGCAGCCCCGGGGCACGGUCCGCGGGACAGAGCCUGCUGGGGCAGGAUAAGCGGGGCUCCUGCAAGUCGCUGUCCCCCAACAAGGCUCCUCUGCGGCGCGGAGAGCCAGCACACCCCGCUGCGGUGCGGGCGAUAAAGGCGGGGGGUGUCUCCUCCACCCGCCUCCCGCCCUCCCUUCCCGGCCGUGCAGGCAGGGCGGGAUCCUGUGCCCCGCCGGGAGCCUCUGCCGCCGCCGUGACAGGAGCCCCUGCCCGUGAUCCCCCUGGCUGCUGCCCGUCCUCCACCGCCGAGCCUCCUCUGCCUCUCUGAGUAGCGCAGCCCUUCCCGUUGUGGGGCGGACGGAUGUGGGCAGGGAGAGCAGCUCCGCGCAGCCCCCGGCAGCGGCGCAGAGCGGCCCCGCUGCGGAGCCAGACACCGCCCGCCCGCCCGGCGACACCUCCGGGAGCCCCGGCACGGGCCCGAGGCCGGCUCUGUCCUGGCAGGAGCCACAGGCCUCCCCUGCGGAUUUACAAACCCAAAAGUGGUUAUAUGCGCAAGUGUGUGGAGCUGAAGUUGUGUCUUACAUUGAAGACCAAUGAAGCUUUGUCUUCGUACCGUACAACAUAACGCUGUGGAGGCAGUGAUAGCAUGAACUUUCGGGCAUAAACAAGGCCUUUGAGUGGUUGUCCCAGAAAGUCCAGCGCUACUGUUAAUUGAAAAGAACAAAAGCUUACAGUAUGAGACCCUGAAGCAACUUUCAGCAACGUCUGGUAUUUCAUUAUUCUUAAAAAACAACAUGGGGGCCAGCAAUCUGAUUUGGGCAUGUAAAUUCCUUCAGAAAAUAAAAGGAAUGCUCUCAAAAAUGCUACUUUCCAACCUAUUCAUUCUUCUUAGAAAAUCUGUAGGAAAACAAAGUUUCCAAAUAGAGUUUGGGAAGGAAACAGUAUUUACAGUUAGGCUUUAAAAGUAUCUUAGAGUAUUCUAGAAUAAAAAAAAAUACUAAUAUUCUCUUGACUGAUGGUAAUACUAGUACAAGCAACUGAAAACUGUGAUGGUUUGAGCUUCUGUACACAGCAAAUGUAACAGAAUAUAUGGGCUCUACACUCAAAAUCUGGCAUGGACAGUAAGAUGAGCUGUAUGCAGUUAGCAACCUAGUUGCUAAUUGCACGGUAACCAAGUUAAUCCAUGUGAUUUACAGAAUUCAGCAUAUACUAUUUUCUCACAACUACUAAAACUUACAUUCAAAGAAAACUAGAGUCCCUCUUUUGUUCUAAGAUUGUCCAAAAUUAGGAACUUGCUUACACAAAUAAUCACUUUUACAAUAUUUUGGUAGCAUUUCGAGAGUGAGGUAAUAAGCUCUAUCUUGCUUUCCUGGCUGUUUGUUUUUCUAGUGUAAAGCAAUCUAA